Messenger RNA from Erigeron canadensis, 3176 nucleotides. RefSeq names its product calcium-transporting ATPase 12, plasma membrane-type-like. Lineage: Eukaryota; Viridiplantae; Streptophyta; Magnoliopsida; Asterales; Asteraceae. Gene Ontology annotation, molecular function: nucleotide binding; P-type calcium transporter activity. The coding region runs from base 66 to 3176 and encodes 1036 amino acids. The transcript has 4 exons. Gene Ontology annotation, cellular component: intracellular membrane-bounded organelle. The record is from RefSeq and is a predicted model, not a curated record.
CACUUUCCGACAAACCUUAGUUGUAGAUCAAAGCUUCAUCGUAUCAACAACUACUAGCUGUGAAGAUGCAAGAGGGUGUAGAUGCUAAGGACCUUGAAAUGCAGCUGCUAACACCAUCACCAGUAAGUUCGGAUGGUGGUGGUAGUGCAAGACAAAUAUUACAUCGAGCCAUACUAGUUGUCACGUAUGCUCAAAUCUUUCUUGCAGGAACUAAUUAUCACGGCCGAUCUCCAUCUAAAAGCCUUGUGACUACAGAUGAUGAAAAUGCUACAAUAGAUCAAGAAAAGGGGGAGGCUGAUUCAACUAGUGCAGCUCAACCUACCCCAUUGCUUAAGGUUGUAAAUAACACUCAGCAUGGAAGGAAGCAAAUAAGGACAAUUACCGAUGUCCUUCGUUCAACCCUGCUCUUCAAGGCACAUGGAACAACAGAAGCUAGUGAUGAUGUUCAUCAUGAAAAAUCUGGUGCAACUGAAAGUAAAUCAGAAGUUGUUCAAGCAAGUAAUGGGUUGGCAUCUUUACCUGAGCACCACAUAGAUAUCGAGCAAUUGCAGAGUAGCAAUAACAAAACCAUCUUGGAGAUUGUACGUAAGAAGAAUUUGAAUACCCUUCAAGAAUUCGGAGGUUUAAGGGGAGUUGCAGUUGCACUAGGUACAGAUUUGGAGAAAGGAAUAAUUGAAAAUGAUGUUAUUGACAGUCGACUACAGACAUCCUGUCUAAGUCCAGUUCCUACACACACGAUCUUCCAUUUUGUUUGGGCAGAGCUCUUGAAUAAAACGGUCCUCCUUCUCGUAUUCGUUGUAGCCUUGUCACUAUUAGUUGGGAUCUACGAAGAAGGUCCAGAGAAUGGUUGGUAUGACAGUGUGGUCGUGCUCAUAGCAGUCGUUCUUUUAGUUUUCUUUGGUUCUAUCCGCAAGUACUGGCAAGAAAGAAGAGCACACAAGAAGCUAAGAUCUACUGAAGUGAGUAUGCGAAGAGUCUGGGUGAUACGAGGAGGUGAACGUAAACAUAUUUGUGAAUCAAAGCUUGUUUACGGUGAUGUUGUUUUACUGCACAACGGUUGUCAAGUACCAGGUGAUGGCUUGUUUAUAUGUGGUCAAGCCUUAGAACUGGAUUAUGGGUCUGAAUGUUGUCUAAUUAAUGAGCAGAACCCCUUUUUGUCAUAUGGUGAGAGAGUGAUAAAUGGGGAGGCUCAGAUGGUUGUAACAUCCACGUUUACAGACACCGAAUGGAGUGAGAUGAUGAACAAAGUAACAGAUUCAAAGACAAAGUCCAAAUUAGAAAGCCACCUCAACAAGCUGAACACUUGCAUGCACUAUACAGGGCUCAUUAUUGGUAUUAUCAUCUUUGUAGUUUUAUUUUUCCGGUUUAUUGCUGGAAAAAUGGAUGACGAGAAUGGUUAUAAACUAGAAUCAAUGGCAGAACCAACUAGGGUGGGAACUUUUGCAAAUAAGUUCAAGAAGAUCAUUAAAGAGUCUAAGUAUACAACAAGAUCCCUGACAAAGUUGCUAAGUGUGUUGCUAGUUGGACUGACAGAAGGCGUGCCUUUUGUUGUUUCACUCGCAAUUUAUUACUGGAAUGAUAAGGCCCUAUGUGGUAAAGCUACUGAACAAAAUUCACAAGGUCUUGCAAAGAUGGCAUCAGUUACAACAAUUUGCACUGAUGUGUUUGGCGAUUUUUCUGAGGAUGAAAUGGAAGUUGAAAAGCUCUUUGUUGCGGGACAAUUUAUCAGCGACUGUACUACAUUGUCCCCCAAUCUUGUUGAAACAAUAUGUGAUGGUAUCGGGUUAGCCAAUGAAGAAUCAUGUCUCCAUUGGGCUAAGCAUAAGUUAAUAUUCAACAAAGAAAGGGUGAUGAGUAGAAUAGAUGCAACAGAGGAUAUGGAGGUCUGUCAUUUGAAUGGAUCAGUGAAUGAAAUUCUGAGCAAGUGCACAUAUUAUUAUAACUUUCAAGGGGAGAAAGUUCUCAUGAGUGAUGAAGAUAAAGAAUAUUUUGACCGGGCUAAUGAGAUCAUGCUGCGCAAUCAAUUAAAGACGACUGCUUUUGCUUGCAAGAAUACACCAGAUGCAGAUAACUUGGUUGUAAUAGCAUUGUUAGGCCUGAGAAACAAAAACAUGGAAGCCACAAAAGCAGAUGUCAAGGCAUUUAUAGACUGUGAAAUCAAAACUGUUAUAAUGUCAAGCAAAAAGGUUCCUGUUCUGGAAAACAUUGCCCAACAAUGUGGAGUUAUAGACUCUGAUUCGAAUGAUUUGGUGAUUACAGGGGAAGAGUUCAGGAACUACACCAAUGAGGAGAGAAUUGAUAAAGUGGAUAAGAUUUGUGUUCUGGGAGAGGCAACUCCAUCUGAUAAAUUACUCUUUGUUGAGACUUUGAGGGAAAAAGGUGAAGUGGUGGCAUUUCUUGGUCAGCGAACAGAUGAAGCCCCGACACUAAGAGCAGCUGACGUAGGAAUAGCUAUGGGGACAUGGAGCUCUAUAAAGGCAAGAGAAAGUUGUGAUUUUAUCAUAUGGGAUGGUAGUUUCACUGACUUGAUGGGUAUGGUCGAUUCUGGAAAAUGCAUGUACCACAACAUUCAAAGGUUUCUCCAGCUUGUUCUAAUUACGACCACUAGCAGCACAUUGAUAUGCUUCAUUGAGACAGCAGCUUCAGGCGAUGCUUCUAUAACAAUAGUACAGCUGGUAUGGGUAAACAUGGCCGUGUCUUUUCUUGGUGGUUUGGCGCUGCUAACAAAGAAAUCAAUAGAUAAACCGGUAAGCUUGGUUCCACUUCGUUGUGACACGUCAAUUAUAACUGCACAAAUGGUCAGAAACAUACUAGUCCAGAUUACGUAUCAGGGUAUCUGUACAUUGAUUAUUCAUCUCAAAGGAUCUAGAAUUUUGGUUACAAGCGAGUAUACGAAAGCCGUAGUUUUUAACAUGUUUAUCUCCUGUCAGUUCUUCAAUCAAUUUAAUGCUAGAGAGCUAGAAAAGAAGAACUUUUUCAAAGGCAUUCAUCUACAUAUAGAAUUUUGGGGUUCUAUUGCUAUUUUUAUAGUUUUAAAUGUUUUUGUUGUGAUGAUUGAAGAAAGCAUUGGAUAUGGUACCAGAUUGAACUGGAAGCUAUGGGCAAUCUGUGUUGGAGUUGGGUUGAUGUCAUGGGUGGUUGAUUGUUUUGGGAAAUGCGUCUUAUGGUUUAUCUAG